This is a messenger RNA of Auanema sp. JU1783, 1143 nucleotides long. The record is from the annotation of a GenBank genome assembly. NCBI's taxonomy places the organism in Eukaryota, Metazoa, Nematoda, Chromadorea, Rhabditida, Rhabditidae.
AUGAAUGUGAGUCAGUUGACAGCUUCCGAACGACGGAACCGUUUAAUGAGACGUGUUCAUACACUUCAGUCAGAAGAUGUAUCAGCUUACGGGAGUAGUUUGGAGUUGGAUUCCAUGCGAGAUUCAGCCGAUGGGCAAAGCAGUGAGAGCGAUCAUGCAGGGGAUGCCCAACAACCUAAUCCCGCGUUUUUGCGAGUACCCACAAUGCACGAACUUGGAUUGGAUUAUGGAGAAGCUCGGCCUCAUAAAAGGGAUGCCAUCGAGAAGAUCCCUAUGCGAGCUAGAUCACAAAGUUGGUUGAUAAGAACACGGCAUCUCCUCCACGAAGAAAGAGAGCCACCACCACUCAUAUCUCGACUAAUGUUUAUAUUUUCUCUUUGUUUAAUUAUUAUAUCGUUUCCAUGGAGCUUAUGUUUUUGUCUUAAAACUAUUAAGGAAUACCAGCGAGCAGUUAUUUUCCGGUUAGGGCGUUUGAUUAAAGGUGGUACAAAGGGCCCAGGAUUGUUUUUCGUAUUUCCUUGUAUUGAUACUUGUAAAAUAGUUGACUUGAGAGUUCUAUCUUUCGAUGUACCUCCUCAAGAGAUUCUUAGUCGUGAUUCAGUAACUGUGUGUGUAGAAGCUGUCAUAUUCUUUCGUGUAUCAAAUCCGGUAAUAUCAGUCACAAAUGUGAACGAUGCUCAGUUUAGUACAAGGCUCUUGGCUCAAACUACUCUUAGAAACGUGUUGGGUACAAAGACACUCAGUGAAAUGCUCAGUGAAAGGGAUGCAAUAGCAGCGAUAACUGAGAAAGUCCUUGAUGAAGGCACUGACCCAUGGGGAGUGAAAGUUGAGCGAGUGGAAAUAAGGGACAUACGUCUACCACAUAUGCUCAUGAGAAGUAUGGCCGCAGAAGCCGAGGCCGUCAGAAAUGCAAGAGCUGCGAUGAUUGCAGCUGAUGGAGAAAGAAUGGCGAGCAAGAAUUACAAUGAAGCCGCUGAAAUUAUUUGUUCCAACUCUGUGACUGUUCAAUUAAGAUAUUUACAAACGUUGAACCGUGUCGCUCGUGAAAGAAAUAAUACCAUAGUGAUACCUUACCCUGUGGAAAUCGCAAAAUAUUUUAUGAAGAAGUAUGCAUCUGCGAGAGGUUCUGCGAAGAUAAAAUAG